Messenger RNA from Microthlaspi erraticum, 324 nucleotides. Lineage: Eukaryota; Viridiplantae; Streptophyta; Magnoliopsida; Brassicales; Brassicaceae. The record is from the annotation of a GenBank genome assembly.
AUGAAAUCUCUCGGCCGGACGCGGGACAUAGUUCCCCGGCUCGGACGGAGCAUCGUGCGUGGUACGCGAGACGUUGCGCGGCCGCGAGGCUUACUUCCCGGCUCGCGCGGCGUGGCGUGGCGGUUGUGGCGUGGCCGACCGCGGGCAGUUUCCCGGGUCGUGAUGCGUGAUCGGCCGAGCGGUUUUGGACUUUGGCCGAGACUUCAGACGGACGGACACAGUUUUGGCCGAGCGCGGAACAUCGUUCCUCGGCCAGCCGGACUGCGCGGUUGGGCGCUGUUUCUCGAUAGAGCCGUCUGGACAGUCUUCACUCUUUUGGUAUAA